Didymodactylos carnosus is the source of this 720-nucleotide messenger RNA. NCBI's taxonomy places the organism in Eukaryota, Metazoa, Rotifera, Eurotatoria, Philodinida, Philodinidae. The record is from the annotation of a GenBank genome assembly.
AUGCCACAUCCGUAUGUUCAUGUUGAAAAGCCACGGCAGCUUCACAAUCGUCCCGAAGCUCCACCGCAAGCAAUAGAGAAUGAUAAGAAAAAAUGCCGUCAAUAUUGUCAUAUCACUCGAAAAGCGAGUUAUAAUCAAGGAUUGAAAACAUUCAUCGAUGUUUAUAAAAUUGAGAAUCUGCAAGAUAAUCUCAUCCUAAUCAAUAAUUGUUCAACACAGAAUGAACUACGACGAGCUCUUCAAGCCGCGUCAAUAGCUAGUCAGUUUUCCAUCGAUACAGAGAAUAGAUUGGACGAUGAAUUAUCGAAAUUUCUUCGUUAUGGAUUAUUUGAUCAGAAAAUGAUGCCGACCUCUCCUCGAAUUAUGGUCAAUAUUCAAGAGCGUUUUGGCUACUGGAUGCUCGACAGGGAACCUCCUGUAAAGGAUGGGUUUCCGAGGGAAGAGAGCAGAGAAGAGGACGAUGAUUAUUUUGAAUUACAAAUUCCUGCUCCAAGAAAGAAGAAGAAGAACAACGGUAAUGGAAAUAUUGCUCAAGAAUGGAGCCUUCAACGAGCGGCAGCAACAAUUCUUAAUCUGUUCGUCGACAAAUCAUUCACAAUAAGUAAAUGGCAUGGUGGUCUCGAUCAACGACUUAAAACAUAUAGAGAUACAUCAUUGUACGGUCGAAGAACUUUAACAAAAUUCGGAUACUCAACUGCAACGCCGAGAGAACAUGAUUAA